Molecule: messenger RNA, 4623 nt
Organism: Thunnus maccoyii (southern bluefin tuna)
Lineage: Eukaryota; Metazoa; Chordata; Actinopteri; Scombriformes; Scombridae
Product: WD repeat-containing protein 37-like
Exons: 16
Coding region: 703-2289 (528 amino acids)
Cellular component (GO): preribosome, large subunit precursor
Molecular function (GO): protein binding
Source: RefSeq, a predicted model, not a curated record
UGUGUUUUGUUUGUAAACAAGUGACCAGCUACUAUAGCUGUCAAAUGAAUGGAGUGCAGUAAGAAGUUGUACAUUUCUCUAAGCUGUAAUGGUGUAUAAAGUAUAAAAAUGGAAAUACUCAAGUAAAGUACAAGUACCUGAGUAAAUGUACUUAGCUUCCACCACAGGUACACAGGUACUACUACAACUCACUCAACAUCAGUGGACACUAGUUAAUAAAGAUAUUCCCUUCCAGCAAAUUCCACUUCGUGUUUUACUCUCAACACUUGUCGUCAACACGCCAUCAGACCACUUCCCCGCACGGCCCGCACGGCCGCACCACCCAGGCCUCCUAUCAACUGGAUACAAGCAUGCAUUGUCUGCCACACACACAGCCUACAGAGAAACCGAAAACACCUCCAGUUACUUACCUGUGUCAGUUUGCGUCAGGACGCUGCCGUUGAGCUGCUGUGUGAUGUUCUCACGUUUGACGCCGCAGUGAAGGUGAAAUGUGGCAGCUGGCGUGCAGAUAUGGCAGAUAAUCGUGUUUCUUCACCUCCAUACUUGCUAAGUAUGAAGUUAAGGGGGCUGUGACAGCGGCAGGUGGAGUUAACCGACCAACCUAACCCACCCACCCACCAGCCAGCGAGAGCCCGGCCUUUGUUUACCUGCUUCUCAGGUAGGAGUUGAGCAGGGGGCAGGGCCACCCAGGAGGUAGGAGGGAUGCCCGUGGAGGGCGGAAGCAGCAGCGGCUCUGCUUCGGCUGCCCGUCACCCCAAGCAGAAGCGCAAGGCUCACAGUUUGUCUAUCAGGCGCACCAACAGCACAGAGGAGAGGCCACCAGGCAUCCAAAGAGGAGACAUGCUGGAGGGACAGGACUCCAAGCUGCCCAUCUCCUUACGGAACAAUCUUCUUGACCUUUUUGGCCAGAUUGAACGCGAGUUUGAAAAUCUCUACAUUGAAAACCUUGAAUUGCGCCGGGAAAUUGACUCACUGAAUGAGCGUCUGACCGGAGAUGGACAGACUAUUGAAGGAGGAGACCCCACCAAGGGCGCUCUGAAAACAAAAGCCAGCCACAGCACCAGUCAACUGUCACAGAAGCUCAAGACAACCUACAAAGCCUCUACCAGCAAGCGCUUGUACACUUUCCAAGGCAAAAUAGGUGGACCUCGCAACUUCAGUGUGGCCACAUGGGAGUUGUUGGGAGGAGAUUCAUGGAUUGUGUCUAGUUUCAAAGCCACCACUGGUUCCCGGGCUCUGUGCCAGCUGCUGAAGGAGUAUGUGGGCCACCGGGACGGGAUCUGGGACCUCAGUGUCACCCGAACUCAGCCAGUGGUCCUGGGAACCGCAUCCGCAGACCACUCAGCUCUGCUGUGGAGUAUAGAGACUGGCAAAUGUCUGCUAAGGUAUGCCGGACACGUGGGAUCAGUCAACUCCAUCAAGUUCCACCCCACAGAGCAGAUGGCCCUCACAGCCUCCGGGGACCAGACGGCUCACAUCUGGCGCUACAUGGUGCAGCUUCCUGCCCCACAGCCACCACCAGAUGUCAGUGCUCCCUGUGAUGACGACCAGGACUCAUCGGACAGAGAAGAAGGCGAGGUGGACGGCGAGGGCCCUUGCGAGGUCCCCACCGUCCGGGUCGCCACCGCAACCCUGAAGAGCCACCAGGGUGUUGUCAUCGCAGCGGACUGGUUGGUGGGCGGCCGACAAGUGGUGACAGCUUCCUGGGAUCGCGCUGCCAACCUGUACGAGGUGGAGACAUCUGAGCUGGUGCACACACUCACUGGCCAUGACCAGGAGCUGACCCACUGCUGUACCCACCCCACCCAGCGUCUGGUGGUCACCUCGUCCAGGGACACCACCUUCAGACUGUGGGACUUCAGAGACCCGUCCAUCCACUCUGUCAACGUCUUCCAGGGACACACUGACACGGUGACGUCUGCAGUGUUCACGGUGGGUGACAAUGUGGUUUCAGGGAGUGAUGAUCGCACCGUCAAGGUGUGGGAUUUGAAGAACAUGAGGUCGCCUAUAGCAACCAUCCGCACUGACUCAGCUGUGAACAGGAUAAGCGUCUCUGCCAACCAGAGGAUCAUCGCUCUGCCACACGACAAUCGACAAGUGCGACUGUUUGACAUGAGCGGAGUGAGGCUGGCCAGACUUCCACGCAGCAACAGAAUGGGCCACAGGCGCAUGGUGUGUUGCACGGCAUGGAACGAAGAGAACCAGUCGUGCAACCUGUUCACCUGCGGCUUCGACCGACAGGCCAUCGGCUGGAACAUCAACAUCCCCGCCCUGCUGCAGGAGAAGUGACGCCACUGACGCACGUAAAACGCAGAUAACUCACAAUAAAGUAGGAGACUGAUCAGAAUCCCUCCAUGUAUAUACAGUACGAUACACAAAGACACUGUAACCUGCGGCCUCGCACAUGCUCGUACGUUUGAAGCGUUCACCCCGGGAAGCGUUUAAUCUAUUUCACAGCUUUCAAGCAACUGAGCCGAAAGGUGUCAAAAAAAACAUUGUUCAUAUUACCAUUAGUGUUGCUUUUGAGAAUGCAGCUAUUAACACUGGUUGAUGGUAUAUUCCCCUAGAUUAUUUUAUUCUGCACAACAUCUCCCUGAUGUUUAGAAACUGACAAAAACUCCAAGUAUGUGCGAGGCCACAGAGCUGAUCUUCUGUAUUUGAACCUUUCACUUAUUUAGCAUGGAUUGUGAAUUGUGACACGACUAGGCUGACCCAUUCAUUCCUAGCCCUCUAUGUUAAUAUCAAAAUAUACAUAUAUAUAUAUAUAUUUGACUCCACAGUCAUAGGCUGCUGUUGUUUAGUUACUGCUGAAUGGUUGGUCUUGCAUGUAGAUCAACUCUGUGUGCGAAUGUUACUUGUAAAGUUGUGAGAGAACAAUUAUAAAGGCCAGGAACGUCUGUAGAAUACGAUAGAAGAAGUUGUGUACAUAUUACAUCGUGGCCUGAUGAUUAAGUGACCUGUGUUGCAGGUCGUUGCUCGUUAACUGACUUUGUGUCUUACGGUUGUCCAGCUUUCGAGGUUGGAGCUCGGUCGGUCGGUUCUGUGAAAUGUUUUUAUCCUUUUAGUCCAACUUAGAAUAUUCCUCAUCAUGGAACAAAACAUAUCAUUUUCAGGCCUGCCAGAUCACCCCGCGCAGCACGCAGGCAGCCGGGUUCGUCGUCUCGCAACGACCGUUGAGUUGUCUUAAAAUACUUCAAACAGAAUAUGAGAUUUGAGUCUUUGCCUAUUACCUUUCGAUGCUUUCAACUCACCUCCAGCCUCCAUGUUUUGUUGUCAAUAUUUCAAACUUAUGAUACUGUAACUCUGCCUUGUUCCAUGUUUACAGUAGGUUUCUUUUUUUUUUUUUUAAGUAUUGCUCUAUUCUGCCUUUCUGUCAGGAUGCAAAGUGUCAAGCGCAUAGCAAUAACGGGAAAACGACUGCACUUCUGUUGUUCACAAAUCCUGUGAAUGAGGUCUGUGAAUUGGAUGUGUUCAACAUAAUCAUGAUAAUAGUAUUCCCUGUCUGUUGCUGGUGUAGGUGUCGCUACUUUUAGCCAUAAUCUGCCCCCCAUGUUUCCUUACUGUCAGUGAACUACACACCCACCCUCCUCCAGCUCGUUGCCAACUCAAAGCCCUGUGUUGCUGUAACGUCGUCAUCCUCAAGUGAACUUGUCGGUUACUGGUCAUUUCUGUGCUUCGGUAACAGCCUGUUGAUAUAUGAAGUUCUAGUGUUUACACUUUGCUUUCAACCUUUAGCCUUGUACGACCUCUUGCACCUUUUAUCCAAAUACAGAAGCAAUAACAUAGAUCCUCCGUGUUUCUGGUGCUCACAGUGAAGCUCAUUUCUUUCCUGGUAAUCAGUGAAUAUGACUUGAAGUUUGAGAAUUAAAGCUCGUCUAGAACUGGGCUUCACCGAAUUCCAAGAAGCAUCUUGUUACAGUUGUGCAAUAUCCCAAACAUGAAGUCAUGCUGUCGUUUUUUUGGUCCUCAGAUGUUAAAUGUUUAACUUAUUUCAGUGCUGUAAAUCCAAAAUGAUUUUAUGUACUCGUGUGACUGGUGUAGAUGUAGCUCAGUGUACAUAGGUAUGCAUAACUCACCCGAAAGUUGGCUUCAAACUACACUUUACUGCUGUUUCUAGCAACAAUAGAGUCAGGCUGGAUUUUGAAGUAGCAUGAACCUUAAAAUGUAAUAAAUGUAUUGAAAUGCCUUACCAUUGCAUUGAAAAAAAUGGUGCAUUAGCCUUAUCCAUCUGAGCAUCAAUGCACUAUCCCAAAUGCUUGUUAAAUAACUAAUUGUGUUCCCCUGCACAGUGCAGAUAGGAUUUUUACUCCUGUUUCAUUCAGGGAACUCAAUCUCACACCUACUGGUAUCAAUGUCAUUUUAAUCUGCAGGUAGAAAGGCAAGUCCGAUUUGCGCUCCACAUAUGAAUUCUAACUCGGAGGAAAUAUGAUUUUGGAUUGAUACAUUAAAUUAUUGGGUGCCAGAUUGGAGGGCUUUAAAAAAAAAAAAAAAAAAGUGGAUAGGCUUCGCUUCAUUGUGGCGAAUCAUAUUCACCUCCAACUUCAUUAUGUGAUCUACUUUGCAUACUUUAUUGUAACGGGUACGUGCUCUCUGACACUUUCCAAUAAAACGUGUGAUUUCCUU